Molecule: messenger RNA, 1326 nt
Organism: Poecilia reticulata (guppy)
Lineage: Eukaryota; Metazoa; Chordata; Actinopteri; Cyprinodontiformes; Poeciliidae
Product: urotensin-2B
Biological process (GO): regulation of blood pressure; blood vessel diameter maintenance
Cellular component (GO): extracellular region; extracellular matrix
Molecular function (GO): hormone activity
Source: RefSeq, a predicted model, not a curated record
CAUCAGAUGUUGACACGAUCCCAGUGAUGGAUGCUCCUUCUGCCUUGAAUCAGUCCUGAAGAUUGAGGAUCUCAUCUCUUCCUGUGGCGCUCCAACAGACUGAACCAAUUCACUUACCUCUCUUCACCAGACCAACACACUCCCAUGUUGCUAUUUAAGGAAGCAAUUACGGUAAAAGAAAGGCACGUGCAGGUGCCAAGAACAUCUGACGGGUCUCUCAUAACCAAGCGGCUGAUUGAUARCUUCCUAUCACUUUGAUUUGGCCAUGUCAGAGUGAUGAAGGGUUACUGCCCUCAACUGCAACGUCACAGCACCGUAUUUCAUUCAAACACUUCACGGUCUCUAUGAGAUUGUGGGUUUUUGACGAAGUCCAAAGCRACUACAUGUUGAUUUAAGACUCAAGGAGCGAACUGGCUCCUCCUCUCAGCUAAAAGAGAUAUAAAUGUAUACUGGCAGAAUGGAUCCAAAGGAGAGGACCCCUUGAGUUGUGUAAAGCGGCUCAUAGUGCAGGAGUUCAUUGAGGACCAUUCACCGAGUGCCAUGGACAGAGUCACAAUCAGAAACUGCUCUCUGGGACUCCUUGGUUUGCUGUUACUGCAAGGAGUGAUCAGUGUGGAGGGGAGGAGCRUAUUUACCUCUGGAAACCAUGWUUUUAACCUGAAAGACGCCCCUGACAUUCAGAGCAAGAUUAUUGCAUUGCUGUUUCACAACACCUUGGCUGGUGGUGAAAAAGACAGCCCACCGGGUAUGAGUUUGGGUAAUAAAUUAGCUGAUCUUGAGGAGCUGCGUACAGUGUGGGAAGACCUGGAGCUGGAGAGGAAGAUUUCUGCUAAUGUAGCUGAGGACAAAUCCAUAACAACAAAGCGUGGAGAACCUUGUUUUUGGAAGUACUGUGUCUGACGAAGACAAAAGAGGAAAAGAACUGCCAGGAAAACUUGCUGCACUGCUCAGCAUAGCCUUAAAACCUGCAAAUACCAAUARUUUGAACAAACUGUAUUUAUUCCAGCAAUAUAGUGAUGUACAUUUCAUGUCCCCUUAGACGCUGUCAUGAAACCUCUGAGUGAUGUUGCUUUACAUGUUACCCAACAAGAAUUUGGGUAACAUGUAUAGCAGAAACACUGUUGAAACAUUGUUGAGUGAAUAGAUGAUCUUYACCACAUUUAGAUUUAAGCGUUUUUGUUGCCCUCUUGUGGCAGAAACUGGUCUAAGUUUUGAUCAAYCAAACUACCAAUCGCCUCACUUUUCACUGUAUUUAGAAAGGAGCCAUUGCUUGUUUUAUUGUGUAAAUAAAAUGCAAUGUGUAUCUUUAUUUUUUUGUUUGUUUUA